Messenger RNA from Poecilia reticulata (guppy), 2453 nucleotides. NCBI's taxonomy places the organism in Eukaryota, Metazoa, Chordata, Actinopteri, Cyprinodontiformes, Poeciliidae. The record is from RefSeq and is a predicted model, not a curated record.
AACACAUUCCAAGACGUGGCGUGUAUCAAACGUUUGUGAAGAAUCCAGGAAACGAAGCCUCAGUCAACCUGAGGACUCAGAAUUAAGGAUAUAAAUGAAGCAGCUUUUUGUAGGACGGACCACUGGUCAGGAUGGGCACCAUCAGGAUGGGCACCUUCACUGUACUGCUGCAUCUGCUGCUGAUAGACACGGCUGCCUCUUAUUGGCACUACUAUUCUUCCUUUGGUGSRUCAGAGACCUUCUUCCCCAAAGGARGAAAAUCAGAUGGGACUUAUGAGGUGGAGAUUCAACAGAAAACCAACAUUGCCUACUACUACUCCUACUGUUAUGAGGGAACCUGCAUGAGUGGUGACUGUGGGACUCAGACACAGCAGUCUGUGGGUUUAGUUACCGCUGACUCUUAUGGGCUUACCUGGAAACAAUAUGAGACGARAACAACUAGACAGCUGACGAGCAACCUUCCCUUCGAAAUAGGACACGCAAUAUGCUACGACUACUACUACGGAUAUGGUUACUGGUAUCCAAAUGUGCUGGGUACUUUUGCUCCAUGGAGAAUGCUGACGCAUGUGGAUAUGGGGAUCCGAUCAGACACUCAGGAAUCCAACAGACCUCCGGUCAUUACCACCCCCAAUAUUAUCAGAGUAAAGUACAACUGCCCUCGAUCAUUCAAUGUCAAACCUGUUGACCCUGAUGGUGACCAAGUAAGAUGCAGACUACCGACAGAUUCGAAUACAAAUGAGUGUGGGAUAUGUAGCCUUCCUAGUGGCUUCUCUUUUGAUCAGAAUUCCUGCACCCUUACAUAUACUCCUCACACUGCUCAAACUGGAUACAACCCAAUUGAGCUCGUGGUGGAGGACUUCCCCAACCAAGACAUCACAUUGACUUACUCUGAUGGAUCCUACACAAGAAAGUGGCCCCAAGCAAUGGCACGACGUAAACGUCAGGCUCCUUUAACCACCACAGAGUAUCCAACCACCACAACAGCUCAUCCAACCACCACAGAGUAUCCAACCACGACAGCUCAUCCAACCACCACAGAGUAUCCAACCACCACAGCUCAUCCAACCACCAUAGAGUAUCUAACCACCACAGAUUAUCCAACAACCACAGAGUAUCUAACCACCACAGAGUAUCCAACCACCACAGCUCAUCCAACCACCACAGAGUAUCCAACCACCACAGCUCAUCCAACCACAACAGAUUAUCCAACCACCACCACAGAGUAUCCAACCACCACAGAUUAUCCAACCACCACCACUGCCCCUCCUACCUCUACUACAACGGCCCCAAUCAUACAGUCUUACCGAUCAUCAAUUGGACCUUUAAGCAUUCUCCCCCUACAGUUUACUGUUCUGGUGGAGGGGGACGAAGCUCCUUCAUGCCUCGAUGGCGACUACUUUCCCAUUUUUUUGGCACCAACUCCGGUUAAUGGAGUAAAUCUUCCUGCGUACGUCAACCGCACCCUUGAAAUCAAAGUCAGUUCAAAAGCUGAGCACGCAACGAUUAAUGACCUAAUUGUGACAGGYCCAYAUGGCAUUUUAAAGGAGAGACCCUCCACGGAYACAUACAUUAUAAAAUGGACACCAACCGAAGAUGAAGUGGAUGGGCAUUUCCCUAUUUGCUUUGUGUCUGAAGCAAUGGAUGGGUAUGGCAGAAUCUAUCACUCAGAGCUGCGGUGUGUGACUGUUGAUGUUAGUCACCAUGAGGCUGUUGUGACCUGCAACGGAACAACUAUGACAGUAGAAGUGGCAAAGACCUACACCAUCAAACGCAACAAGGACAACCUGCAUCUGAAUAGCCUCACUGAUCCUUCUUGUGACCUCCAAAGACUCUCCAACGAAACCCAUUUGGUGGCUGUCAUGGAGCUGGGCGCCUGUGGGACAUGGGUUGAGGAAGAUGAAGAUACGAUAUACUUUCAGAAUGCGAUCACUUCAGCUGACCCAAAUCAAAUAAUUUCCAGGAAGCAUGAUGUUGAAAUCGCCUUUGCCUGCUCCUACUCAAAACGAACCAACCUGACCCUGGGAUUCAGACACAAAAACCCGUACGCCUUCAGAGAGAAGGGCUUUGGUGCUUUCACCUUCCAGUUUGAGUUCUUCCAGAGCGAACUUUUCAGGGAGCAAGUAGACACCAGCAGCUACCCGGUGGAGGUUUACCUGAAGCAGAUGAUCUUCAUGCAGAUCGAGGCCACCUCAUCCAUCCCAAACACUGAGCUGUUUGUGGAGUCCUGCAGGGCGACUCCCUACGACAACCCCAACUCCCGCAUCAGCUACACCAUCAUCGAAAACGGAUGUGAGAAGGACAGAACAGUGCAAAUCUACCAAAGCCCAAAGUCUCAGUUCAGGUUUGGCAUGGAGGCUUUUGAGUUCAUCGGAGCUCACGAGGAGGUAAAGUUAUUUUUUCUGAGUGUUACAGGACCCAAUGUGGGUGGGACCAAGUCUACUCAAAUACUAUAA